UUUCAUCAAUUUUUCUCAUUCUUAAUAAAUUUGCAUUUUUUUUUGUUUUUCUGUGCGCGCGUUUUCUUCCCCCCAUUUUGACCUUUCCUCUUCCCCUUUCUUUUAUUUUGCAUAUUCCUCCCGGCAUUGAUUUAUUUCCCCUUUCCUAUUUUUAACAAUUCUCGUUCACUUUUCACCAGUUAACGGACUGAUGUGUUAGCCAUUACUAUUUCCCUGUUUCCAAAUCUUUUUAUUUUUAUUUCGCUUUUCCAUCUUUACGCUUGUGUUAUUGUAGGCAUUGGUCGAUCCAACUGGCUAGCAUUUAAAACGGUUAUUAGGCGGGUGUCAAAAAAUUUUAUUUUUUAUUGUGUUAUAGUCCCAUUUUUGCUUCUCCCAGAAUUCUGUUUGUUUUCUACUUUUUCUUUUGCAAGUUUUCUUUUCCCCUUUUUCCAAAAUUUGGCCCUUCUAGUCAAUCUUUUUUUGUUUUUCUGCUUCUAGUCUUUCUUCUUUCCCCUUCCAUUUUGCACCUGCAGCUUUUAUGGCACCAACUUCUUUUCCACCCCGUUCUCUUUCCCAAAAUUCACUCCUCUUCCCAGUUCACAAUCACUUCCAAAAUUUCAAUCUCCCCAAAAUAUUCCACUCUAAUUUUAUUAAUGGCUCUUUUUCAAUAUUUAAUCUUGAUCUUGAUGUUUGCUUCCGUUUCUUCCGAAUAUGAAGAUGCUCAACCCGCACUUUGUAAAAACUUUUUAAAUAAAUUGGGGAAAAGGGGUAUUAACAAUCAACAACAAUGGUCCCCAGAAAAUAGCAAAAGAUUGAAUGGGAUUUUGGCCCCGGGAUUUUUUAAAAGUUCUUUCGCAUCCUUUCU
This is a messenger RNA of Meloidogyne enterolobii, 844 nucleotides long. The record is from the annotation of a GenBank genome assembly. NCBI's taxonomy places the organism in Eukaryota, Metazoa, Nematoda, Chromadorea, Rhabditida, Meloidogynidae.